GGCGACGGCGCGGGCCUCCAUCCCCCGGUGGCGCCGAGUGCUGGAGAGGCCGGCCUCUCGCGGCGCCGGCGACGGUCCGGGGCGCGGACACUGGAGAGCGGCGAGGGGCGCGCGAGGCCGCGGAGAGGGCCUCGGGUCGGGACGUUGCCGGCACUCAGCGAGGGUGCCGCGGAGAAACGCCGUGCCUCGCGGCGGCGUCACUACCCCGGCCGGAUUCGAAUGUCAAUCCGUUGUUCGGGGCACCAUGACGCUGAGGCUCUUGGAAGACUGGUGCCGGGGGAUGGAUGUGGACCCUCGGAGGGCGGUGUUGGUUGCCGGCAUCCCCCCGACCUGCACGGUGGCGGAGAUCGAGGAGGCUCUGCGGGCCGGUUUGGCGCCCUUGGGCGAGUGCAGGCUGCUCGGGAGAAUGUUCCGGCGGGAUGAGAACAAGAAUGUGGCCUUGGUGGGACUGACUGAGGAGACGACUCAUGCUGUGGUCCCUAAGGAGAUACCUGGAAAGGGGGGUGUCUGGAGAGUGAUCUUUAAGCCCCCAGGCCUGGAUAAUGAAUUGUUAAGCAGAUUAAAUGAAUUCUUAGAGGGAGAGGGCACAAGGCUGGGGGAGCUGACCAGAGCUCGAGGGUAUGGAAACGACCCUUUUGACCUAGGCCAGAACAUGAUCCCAGAGGUGCAGGCCCCUGUGUUGGCCCGGGCCUUAGAGGAAGCCCUUCAGCCUGUUCUGCAGUACCUGAGAUACAAAAAACUGAGGGUGUUCUCGGGCAGUAACCCUCCAGAGCCAGGAGAAGAAGAAUUCGAAUCCUGGCUGUUUCAUACUACUGAGAUGAUGAAGACAUGGCGGGUGUCGGAUUUGGAGAAAAGGCGGCGAUUGCUAGAGAGCCUUAGAGGCCCAGCAUUGGAUGUUAUUCGUGUCCUCAAGACAGACAAUCCCUUCAUUACAGUCGCUGAAUGCCUGCAGGCUCUUGAGCAGGUAUUUGGGGUGAUUGAUAAUCCUAGGGAAUUGCAGAUCAAGUAUCUGACCACUUACCAGAAGGAUGAAGAGAAAUUGUCUGCUUACGUGCUAAGGUUGGAGCCUUUAUUACAGAAACUGGUGGAGAGAGGAGUAAUUGAGAAGGAUGUUGUGAAUCAGGCCCGCCUAGACCAAAUCUUAGCUGGAGCCCUCUGCAGAACGCUUCGCAGGAAGCUGGCCCUGCCGCAGGACGGCCCAGCCCCUGGCUUACUGCAGCUGCUGGAGCUGAUAAAGGAGGAAGAGGCAGCUGAGGAGGAGGAGGCCCUUCUCCAAGAAGGGCAUUUGUCCUGAGUCUUAGGCAACCAGGAAGAGAGAGCUGGCAGCAAGCAGAGCAUGAAGGUAGAGCAGCGCGUGUACUCAUGAUAGACGUUGCUCAGUCCCUUCCUGGCGCGGCCGAGGAGCUCAUUCUGUACAGUUCUUUGUCUAAAUCCUUUGCCAUUUCUGGGCCUGUUUCGUGUCUCCCAAAGGUGUCCUAGACUAGGAAGAAUGUAGUUCUGCACUAGUAUUUAUGAAUAUAGAUUUACUCCUGUGAAUUUAUCAUACAAAAUUGUACAGAGGGUCUGUCGCUAUGUAUGCAUGUGCUCUGAGAGACGUUAGCUCAUGUAGUGUGCAAGGGUAGCGUGUCGGGUGUGAUGAUGUAUCCGAGGUCGUUUUUAGGUGUGCGUUGCCCUAUGUUUAUUAUGAAGAUACGAGCAGUGGCUGAGAUACUAAGUUAUUUUCCGUCUGAAUCACAAUUCUGUUGAUUCUGUACAGUCCAAAUCAGGCAGGAUCAAAUGCUGAGGUUGAUAAGUUUGCAGCUGUCACCUCUAACCCUGGAUUUCUGAUACAUGUCAUAAGAACAUCUGGUUCUGAAUGUCAUUUUAAUAGGUGUUAUAAAAUGAUGUAUGUGAACUUAUAAAAUAAAGGAAUGCUGAUACAAUGA
This is a messenger RNA of Lontra canadensis (Northern American river otter), 1925 nucleotides long. RefSeq names its product modulator of apoptosis 1 (gene MOAP1). Bases 245 to 1294 code for a protein of 349 amino acids. The transcript has 2 exons. NCBI's taxonomy places the organism in Eukaryota, Metazoa, Chordata, Mammalia, Carnivora, Mustelidae. Gene Ontology annotation, biological process: regulation of apoptotic process. The record is from RefSeq and is a predicted model, not a curated record.